Messenger RNA from Abrus precatorius (Indian licorice), 2366 nucleotides. RefSeq lists its product as uncharacterized. The transcript is spliced from 5 exons. Bases 326 to 2032 code for a protein of 568 amino acids. The record is from RefSeq and is a predicted model, not a curated record. Lineage: Eukaryota; Viridiplantae; Streptophyta; Magnoliopsida; Fabales; Fabaceae.
GCUCACUCCAAAAUUUCAAUUUCAAUUUCUCCAUCUCUCUCUCUCUCUCUCUCUCUCUGUCUCUCUCUCUCUCUCUAUUACUUUGCUAGUGAGCUCUUUUUGCUUUGGCUUCUGUUCUGACCCACCGAUUAAUCCUUUUUUAUGGAGGUAUGAUUCAAUUUCAGUUUUUUUUGCCCCAAUUCGCCGUAACCCUCUACCGUGUUCGAUUCGAUGUAUGUUCUCCUUUGCAGCUCAGCUUCUUCAUGAUCUUUAAUUAGGGUUUUGUUCGGGCUCUUAGGACUAUUGGACAUGGGGAAGGGUAUUGUGUGAUGGGCUUGUGUAGACCAUGGGAAAAGGUGUUUCAAGAGAGCACUUUCAACCCAAGACAUGUUCUGGGAAGAAAGAUAAUUUUAAAAAUAUUGUUUUCAUUGAUGUAGACAGUGAUCAAGUUGAUGAUGUAGUGAUCAUAGAUUUCCCCGAGUUCAUGUCUAAAUUGCAUGGAUCCGGUGCGCCGAGUAGGGAUAGAGUAUUUACGCCGCAAAGUGUUAUCAGUAUUGAUGAUGAUGACGAUGAGGAAAGUGAUGAUGUGGAGCGUCCUGGGAUUGUUGGUGAAGGUGUUGGGGAAUUGGAUAGCGAUGCCUCGUCGAGCAAAAGGUUUUCUCCUGAGUCAAGUGGCAUGCGGAAUUCUGUACACAUAAAUGUUGAUAAUAGUGUCUGUGAGAAAGAUUUUGGGUCUAACAGGCAAAAAAGUAGAAAAGCAUGCUUUGCUAAGGAUACUGGCAGAAAUCACUUUGGUUUAGAUGGGUGUGAAAGCAAGUCAUCUGAGAGUGAUUGCUCUGAUUGUGAACUGAUGGAACGUGAACAGUGGGAAAAGAUUUCACUUAAGAGAAAGCGUAGUGUGUUUAAUGAUCAACCUUCUUAUAAUGAUCAUGCUAGUUCUUCCCGUUUACAUCGAAAUAGUGAUAUUUACAUUGAUAUUGAUGUGGAAAAUUGGAGUGAACAGAAUGAAGGAGGCGCCACUUAUCCUGGCCCUGACAAUGGUAAUUAUGUCAAGGAGAAUCAAUCCUCCUUUUCUGUUAAGGGUGAUAGUCAAGUAGAUGGGAUUUAUUUUAAUUUGGGGACAGAAAAUUCUAUCAAGAAUUCUGAUCAGAAAGUUGAGCAAGGGACUUCAAAAACUCUUAGGUCUGAAUCCAUAGAGGAAAUGCAAUCAUUGCAUCGAAGGUCUGAUAAUGAGCAUGGAAAAAGUACAAGAGGAACAGAUUUCCAUCCCUGCUCUGGGAAUAAAAACUCUAAUUUCUGUAGUGGUGUUACUGGUGCUUCAUGGUUCAACACAGAAUUGGGUGGUAGAGAGUCUAAAUUUGUGAACUUGAGCCAAGAAGCACGUGAAAGGCAAGUUGACAACAGUGGAUCUGCGCUCAAGAGUAAAGAUGACAAUUUAUCUGAAGCGAAUUCUAACUCUACCUUUAUUGAUGAAAGAUGUGUUAAUUGUGAUGGCCUUGCAUUAAAUGAUCAAGUUUGUGGUCAUAGUGCUUCAAAUGAGACAUAUAUAAUUAACGAAAGAGAAAAGCUUAAAGAGACUGAUGAAUAUAAACAAGCCAUGGAAGAGGAAUGGGCAUCCAGGCAGCGACAAUUGCAAAUUCAGGCAGAGGAAGCACAGAGAUUACGGAAAAGAAAAAAGGCUGAAAGUCAGCGAUUAUUGGACAUGCAAAGAAGGCAGAAAGAGCGCAUUGAAGAAGUGAGGGAGACACAAAAGAAGGAUGAAGAAUUUAUGAAUCUGAAAGAGCAAUUGCGGGUUGAAGUACAGAAGGGGCUUAAUGAAUUGGAGAAUCAGUGCAGAGACAUGACCUCACUGCUGCGUAGCCUAGGAAUACACGUGGGAGAAAGCUUUUACCCUUCGCCCAAUGAGGUGCAUGCAGCAUAUAGACGGGCCUUGUUGAAGUUUCAUCCUGAUCGUGCGUCGAAAACUGACAUUCGCCAGCAGGUUGAGGCUGAGGAGAAGUUCAAGCUCAUCUCUCGCAUGAAGGAGAAGUUUUUAUCGGCUCCAUUUUACUAAAUGCUAGCAACUGUAUCAAUAUGGUUGUCGGUGUUUGGGGUUUCAAUUGAAGUGCCUUUACUUCAUAGCUUCUUUCUUUUAACUGUAUUUAUCAUUCUCCCCUCCCUUCGCCCAAAUUUUAUAGCAGAUAAUAGGUUAAUUGACUAUAGAAUAUGUGAAAAUUUCAUCCCUUAUAUAUAAUGCCAUUUUUUUGAGGAUGAACAGUAUACAUAAUAUUACUGUCCUCACGCUAUGCUAUUUGUACAUGUUAAUGUCACUAUAAAGUGGGGUUCGAUAAUAGAGGAAACGAAGGGAAGAGGCAAACUAAAUUUUUUUAUUGAGUGAUAAAGUUAAU